AAUAGAUAAUAAGUUCAAAACUCAAAUAGAAAUGUUGCGUACUGAUUAUAAUGAUACUAAAAUUAUUGAUCAUUUUGCUAGAAUUACAGAUAUAGUAUACCAAAAAUUAGAAUUUGAUCAAAUCAAAUUUAAAGAAUACUCAGUCAUUGCAAGUAUUAUUAAAAUGACCAAAGAUGAUUUGAGUUCAGCAGAAGUAAUUUGUUUGGCUACUGGUACAAAAUGUUUAUCUGGUAACUACUUGAGCCUAAGUGGUGAAUCUUUACAUGAUUGCCAUGCAGAAAUACUAACCCGCAGAUGCUUAUUGAAAUUCUUUUAUAAAGAACUCAUGGAAUCAGUAAAAGGUCAUCCUUCUAUAUUUAUCCCAGUUUUUAUCUCAGGUGAUAAAAAAUGUAAGUUCAAAUUAGCAGAAGAUAUAGCAUUUCACUUGUACAUAAACACAGCUCCUUGUGGUGAAGCUAGAGUGUUUAGUUUCUGUGAUACAGAACAACAUUCUAAUCGUUUAAACCGUGGUUUAUUACGAUUAAAAGUCGAAAAUGGUGCAGGCACUAUACCUGUGUUUGGUAGAGAAGUUCAGACAUAUGAUGGCAUUGCUCAGGGUGAACGUCUUGUUACUAUGUCAUGUUCAGACAAACUAACAUUAUGGAAUGUACUUGGACUUCAAGGCAAUUUAUUAUCAAAUUUUAUUGAACCCACCUAUUUAGAAUCAAUAUCAAUCGGAAGUGUGUUCAACAUAAAUCAUAUGAAGCGGACAAUUUAUGGUCGUGUUGAAAAUAGCAUUGAUAAAUUACCACAAAAUUAUAAAUUACAGAAACCUCAACUUCGUGGUUACGGUAUACUUCCUCGUAGAACUGUUACACUAUCACCUUACUGUGUAAAUUGGAUUAUAAAUGAAGGAAUUGAAAUUAUUCAAGGAAGGAUGGGUAGAACAGUUGAAAAUAAGUUGUCCAGAGUAUGUAAAACCUCAUUGGCUAAAGAAUAUAUUAAACUGUGUAGUGCUACAAAUAAUUUAUCAACUCUUAUUGAUAAUGAAACAAAUAUAUUUUAUGAUUUGUUGAAAAAUAAAAAUAAGAAUUAUAUAGCUGCUAAAAAUCAAAUAUUAUCAACAUUUAAGUCAUUAAAACUUGGAACUUGGGUACAUAAGCCUGAAGAACUUAAAAGUUUUGAGUUAAAUGUUGGUAAUGGAAUAAAAAAAAAUUGAUAUAAUAACAUAAUAAUAUGCAUUGAAUAUUUUUACUGAGAAUAAUUUACUUUAAAUCAAUUUUUAUAUAAAAAAUUAUUAGUUGCAAAAGUUUCUAGAAGAGAAAAAUAAAGAAUCCACCCAACUUUCCCUAUAUUUACAUUUUAAAAAUAGUUUCUAUUAAACAGUUACAGUAGAACAUCGUUACAGCAACGCUACCUAUACAUUUGUUGUCUACGUCUUACACACGCAUGACAUAGCAAAUUGUUGUUCAUUAGUUUCAAUAGUGUGCUGUUAGC
Molecule: messenger RNA, 1476 nt
Organism: Acyrthosiphon pisum (pea aphid)
Lineage: Eukaryota; Metazoa; Arthropoda; Insecta; Hemiptera; Aphididae
Product: double-stranded RNA-specific editase Adar-like
Exons: 3
Coding region: 32-1198 (388 amino acids)
Biological process (GO): RNA processing; adenosine to inosine editing
Cellular component (GO): cytoplasm; nucleolus
Molecular function (GO): double-stranded RNA adenosine deaminase activity; double-stranded RNA binding; tRNA-specific adenosine deaminase activity
Source: RefSeq, a predicted model, not a curated record